AUUUUAAGUAAGAUCUACCAUGUUUAUAGAGUACUUCCGGUCACAUAUUUAUAGAAACAGUUCUACUUUUGUUGACUUUGUUGUGGAGUUAAAUUUAAUUUUGUACAAGCGAGAUGAAAGACGCAGCUAGAUCAGGAUGUCUAUUUCAUGCACCUAUACUUGUCAAGAUUUCUUGCUGAGGUGCUUUUACCUACUGCUAUUGCACCUUUAUAGAAGUGAAGCACAGCAAGGCGUUGUCUACAUAGACUUCAACUCCCAACUUGCCUACUUCGAACACUUACAGGCGAAGUACAUCAUCCUGCGAUGUCCCUCUAGCGAACUCUACACUUCCGACAAGCUGAUCGUCCAGCACGAACUGAAACGGUCCCGUAAGCUGACCCGAACAGAGUCGGCUGUCAUGUAUCACAUCCCCAAGCUGUCCUGUAGUGACUUUGGCAGAUACACUUGCCGCUCUCGAGAGGGUCAGCAUGAAAAACUAUUGGAUUUAUCAGUUACAGGAUGUUCACCCCAAAUGUGCUCGUCCGACUACACGAAGCAGUCCGCGAACAUAGGCUACACCGCGCGGUUCGACAUCUGUGUGUAUGUGCCGGCCCCCCGCGACCCGGUCCCCCUGAUGGUCUUCUACAAGUACCGCUGGCUCAAGGCCACCGAGUGCGUCCUGCUCACCUGCGUCAACUGGACCGUCAACCGCACCUCCAUAUUUAGGUUUGACGUCACGAUAUACGUGUUCAACGUCAGCCUGCACGACUACGGGAACACGGACGUCAAAUUUGGAGCGCUUCAAACGUACAAGAGCAACUUCAUUAUCCACCGUUUAGUGUUAACCAGUAAAGAAGGCAACAUGAGCGGAAUGUAUAUGAUACGCAUGCAGAAAAUCCAGGAGCAGGUGUCCAUCAAUAGCGUGGUGACGAUCUCAAUAUGCUGUCUGUUUUUUGUUGCCCUGGCGGUUAUAGGAGUUAUCGUCUACAGAGUGUUGCAAGGCCGUCCAGUCGAGCAGAACCCAAAUAUUGCCUCAUAUGGGGACGCCAUUCAGCUGGCGUGAUUGCUUCCAAUCACAUGAUCCUAUCAACUCACCCACCCUCAGCCACGAAAUACAGAUGAAAUAUGUUUCAUAAGCUUUCUAUACAUUAAAUAAUUUAC
Molecule: messenger RNA, 1140 nt
Organism: Physella acuta
Lineage: Eukaryota; Metazoa; Mollusca; Gastropoda; Physidae
Source: RefSeq, a predicted model, not a curated record